Arxiozyma heterogenica is the source of this 600-nucleotide messenger RNA. RefSeq lists its product as uncharacterized. The transcript has a single exon. Bases 1 to 600 code for a protein of 199 amino acids. NCBI's taxonomy places the organism in Eukaryota, Fungi, Ascomycota, Saccharomycetes, Saccharomycetales, Saccharomycetaceae. The record is from RefSeq and is a predicted model, not a curated record.
AUGAUUUCACACCAACAAACACAAACUUUAAAAAGAGCAUGUUCCCAUUUUGAACUGGAAUCACCAUUUCCAGAAACCCUUAAAAGGAAAAAAUAUUCACACCAAAUAAAUCAAAAUAAUAUAUUGGAUUCUACUGGUAGACCAAUAUCACCAAUUUCGUCUAUAUAUAUGGAAAAUAAAGUAUGUCAACUGAAACAAAAUCCGAUGGAAGAACAAUAUCGAUAUCAAAAUAGAAAUGACGAUAAUUACAGUAAUAGUCAUAAUAAUAGGAAUAUUUUUUCCAGAAAUUUUAUGACUCCAAUACCCACACCGUUAAAUCAAACAAGAUACAUAAAUCAUAUAAACAAUAUAUAUAAUGCAAACUCAGAACCAUAUUGUGAGGUUGAAGAAUAUAUGGCCAAAGGUUAUGAAAGCAUGGAAUAUAAUUCUCAUAAUAUUCAACUUCAUAACGGCAGUGGUAGUAAUAACAAUGAAAACAAAAACAGCCAUAAUAAUAAUAUGGCAUCAAUGCAAUACAGUCUUUAUGAUUUGACACAAGAAGAACUAGAUAUGAUGAUAAUGGAUGAUGCUACACUAACAAAUAUCAAUGCAGUUUGCUGA